UACAAUCAGUUGAGAAAUGUUUCUGGAAUACAUAAGUGGAAAGGUCAGUUGUGCAAACUGCUCAUUUGAUAAAUGCUAAGAUGUUGGGCAUUAAUUCUAGCCAGCCUGUGUAAGCCACUUAGAACUUCAAAUGAAAGAAUAAUUAUUUUUGUAAUACUGUACUUUUCUAAUUCUUUUUAUACAUCCAAAGGAUUUGUUUUCCCAUUUAGUUUCCAAACUUAGAAAAUCUGAGUGAUUAAUGGAUUGUUAAAAAGUAAGAUGCUUAAGAAGUUAUUACUCUCGUUUUAUUACCACUGCAAAAUCAACAAAAAACUUCUAAGGCAUUCUGGGGAUGGGGCGGGGUGUGUUUUAAAUUUUUCUCCAUUAUGGUAAUAAGUAUUUUGGAUGUCAUUUUAUACCUAGAGAUGUUGAGUGGUCUGUUGCCUCCUGGUUUGAAUGAAAGUUACAUUGAUACAAGUUCUGGUGAUGAAGAAACAUUGGAGGGUCCUGUACCCAUAUUAAAAAAGGAAACAGAACAAAAAGAUUUCAGAAGAGCUCAAACGUCUGACUUCAAGACUGCUUCAGCCAUGGCAGAUGAGAUACAGGAAUUCCAAAAAUGUCCUUCUGGAAUUUCUUUAGAUAUGUGGAAUAAAUUUCAGAAUUUGCAACAGAAAAACUUGGAAAUGAAAGUGCAGACAAAUCAGAAAGAAAGAGGACAAAAGAGGGAGCGUUCUACAAAAGUUAAACUGAAAACAGAUAAUAAAGAAGAAAGUCAACAAUCCGCAAAUGAAAGCCAGUUAAGAGAGCUCACUCAGUAUUUUGGAAUCAACGCUAGAUUUGAAUUGCUUGCCAGCAAGGAAGGCACUCUAAAGUCUGGCCUUGAAAUCAGCAUAGACAAAGCUGUAGCUGACAGAGAUAUUGCACAGGCUGACGAGCUAAGUGAUAGAUUAGCUACUCGAGAGCUUGUAGUGAAAAUUGCCAAAGCUGUUGCCUGUCAAAAUUUUACUGACAUGGACAGAGACGAUGAGCAUGUAGAAUACCUGCAUAUCUCCCUUCAGGAAGAACAGGUGGAAGGACAUUAA
Molecule: messenger RNA, 1061 nt
Organism: Sphaerodactylus townsendi
Lineage: Eukaryota; Metazoa; Chordata; Lepidosauria; Squamata; Sphaerodactylidae
Gene: FAM204A
Product: family with sequence similarity 204 member A
Exons: 7
Coding region: 366-1061 (231 amino acids)
Source: RefSeq, a predicted model, not a curated record